AGGGCGGAGGUGAAAGUUCCUUUGCUUCUGGCUCACGCUCUUUCCCUUGCUUACUCCCCGGCUGGUUUAGGAACCGAAGGCACCUGAUGUUUUUUUUAAAUUUUUUUUUCUGUUCACAAAGGUUUAUUAACUGAACGCUAAAAAUAAACAGUAUAUCUGCGCCUUUGUUAAAAACAGCAACAUGACGGCGAACGAGGAUCAAGAGAUGGAACUAGAAGCUCUCCGGUCCAUUUAUGAAGGAGAUGACUGUUUCAAGGAGCUCAGUGCAGUUUCUUUUCAGUAUAGGAUAGGAGAUCAUGAUGACCCAAAAGCAUUCAUGCUGGAUAUUUCUUGGCCUGAAACAUAUCCAGAAACACCACCUAAAAUAUCCUUAGAUGCAUUUUUCAAUAAUAGAAUCUCUUCAGAGCAAAAGAAAUCGGUAAUGGCCAAAUUAGAAGAGCAAGUAGAAGCAAAUCUUGGAACUGCCAUGAUGUACACACUUUUUGAAUGGGCAAAAGAUAAUCAUUGCUGCCUUAUGGCGGAUCAUCAGCCUGUAAGUAAUGCAUUGACAUUGGCAACAACCAAUGAAGAUGCUGUACCUGCAAAUAUGAUUACUUCAAGUAAGAAAAAAGAUAAAAAAGAGCAUUUGACAAAAGCUCAAAAAAGAAAGCUUGCAGGAAAAACAGAUAACAAAGGAGAGCUUCCUCGUGGCUGGAACUGGGUAGAUGUAAUUAAGGUAAGUCUAUAACUUUUUUCAACAGAUUUUUUUUUUCUUCAUGAUUUAACAGUUUCUUAACUUGUGUUUUUUAUUCUUCUUUUCCUUAUAUUCCUGACAUAUGAAAAUGGCUGUUAGCAUCUAAGCAAAACAGGUGGGAAAGAUGAUGACUAGAAGAUUGUGAGGGUGAAGUGGAUUUCUUCUGAUUUUAAAGUAAAGUGCAAUGAUAAUGCAGGACCUGACCUCAGACCUUUUUGACACGAUGCUGCUGGACUAUAGCCUGGAGUUACUCUGUGAAUAUUAAGGAAUAGAAUGAAGCAGAAAAUUAUUAAUUAAAAACUGCAUUUCUGGGACACUUUAAUAUUUAUACAUUUCUUAAUAGUGAAAAGAUGUGUUAAGGAGAGCAACAACCUUCUGUCACAUUAAAAUAUAAAAUCCACUAUAGUGGGUUUUUAAAUAGUAGGUUUUUGCUUUUUGUACAAUAGUACCAAUAAUGUACCUACGUACUGAUCAGCUUUUUUUUUUUUUUUUUUUUUUUAAAUAUUGGUGAUUACUAAAAAAUCCAUUCAUUGGUUUACUUUGCAGGUACAGACAUCUCUACAAAUUAAAACCCUGGUCAGAAUAAAGAGAGACUUUCCAUAUACUGUAUUUCUUGUAUCAUGUUUAUUAAAUAUUUUGCAGAUUUUUGUCAGUCAUGGCGUGUGUUUAUGAGAUACGUGUGCAAUGGUGUUCUCUGCAGAAAUCAAAAGAAAAAUGCAAAUCUUAAGGGAAAUUUAAAUAAUUAAUUCUGUAUAAUGCAAAUACAGUUAGGUCCAUAAAUAUUUGGACAGAGACAACUUUUUUUCUAAUUUUGGUUCUGUACAUUACCACAAUGAAUUUUAAAUGAAACAACUCAGAUGCAGUUGAACUGCAGACUUUCAGCUUUAAUUCAGUGGGGUGAACAAAACGAUUGCAUAAAAUGUGAGGUAACUAAAGCAUUUUGUUAACACAAUCCCUUCAUUUCAGGGGCUCAAAAGUAAUUGGACAAUUGACUCAAAGGCUAUUUCAUGGGCAGGUGUGGGCAAGUCCGUCGUUAUGUCAUUAUCAAUUAAGCAGAUAAAAGGCCUGGAGUUGAUUUGAGGUGUGGUGCUUGCAUGUGGAAGAUUUUGCUGUGAACAGACAACAUGCGGUCAAAGGAGCUCUCCAUGCAGGUGAAAGAAGCCAUCCUUAAGCUGUGAAAACAGAAAAAACCCAUCUGAGAAAUUGCUACAAUAUUACGAGUGGCAAAAUCUACAGUUUGGUACAUCCUGAGAAAGAAAGCAAGCACUGGUGAACUCAGCAACGCAAAAAGACCUGGACGUCCACAGAAGACAACAGUGGUGGAUAAUCGCAGAAUCAUUUCCAUGGUGAAGAGAAACCCCUUCACAACAGCCAACCAAGUGAACAACACUCUCCGGGGGUAGGCAUAUCGAUAUCCAAGUCUACCAUAAAGAGAAGACUGCAUGAAAGUAAAUACAGAGGGUGCACUGCAAGGUACAAGCCACUCAUAAGCCUCAAGAAUAGAAAGGCUAGAUUGGACUUUGCUAAAGAACAUCUAAAAAAGCCAGCACAGUUCUGGAAAAACAUUCUUUGGACAGAUGAAACCAAGAUCAACCUCUACCAGAAUGAUGGCAAGAAAAAAGUAUGGCGAAGGCAUGGAACAGCUCAUUAUCCAAAGCAUACCACAUCAUCUGUAAAACACAGUGGAGGCAGUGUGAUGGCUUGGGCAUGCAUGGCUGCCAGUGGCACUGGGACACUAGUGUUUACUGAUGAUGUGACACAGGACAAAAGCAGCCGAAUGAAUUCUGGGAUGUUCAGAGAAAUACUGUCUGCUCAAAUCCAGCUAAAUGCAGACAAAUUGAUUGGGCGCGUUUCAUGGUACAGAUGGACAAUGACCCAAAACAUACAGCCAAAGCAACCCAGGAGUUUAUUAAAGCAAAGAAGUGGAAAAUUCUUGAAUGGCCAAGUCAGUCACCUGAUCUUAACCCAAUUGAGCAUGCAUUUCACUUGUUGAAGACUAAACUUCAGACAGAAAGGCCCACAAACAAACAGCAACUGAAAGCCGCUGCAGUAAAGGCCUGGAAGAGCAUUAAAAAGGAGGAAACCCAGCAUCUGGUGAUGUCCAUGAGUUCAAGACUUCAGGCUGUCAUUGCCAGCAAAGAGUUUUCAACCAAGUAUUAGAAAUGAACAUUUUAUUUCCAGUUAUUUAAUUUGUCCAAUUACUUUUGAGCCUGUGAAAUGAAGGGACUGUGUUAAAAAAAUGCUUUAGUUGCCUCACAUUUUUAUGCAAUCGUUUUGUUCACCCCACUGAAUUAAAGCUGAAAGUCUGCACUUCAACUGCAUCAAAGUUGUUUCAUUUAAAAUUCAUUGUGGUAAUGUACGGAACCAAAAUUAGAAAAAAAGUUGUCUCUGUCCAAAUAUUUAUGGACCUAACUGUAUAUACAUUUUCACUGACAUAAUUCAUAGAUCUUUUACAUUACAUUGAGUUAAUGUUACAUCAUAGAUUUGAAAAUUAAAAGCUUUAACAUUCCUAACUUAAGUCCCCCUGACCACAUUUAUUAAAUUAUGUCCACUAUUUAUACAUUUUCAGUACUGCCUUUCACUUUUUCUUAUCAUUUUGUCAUUUCUGUCCUCUUGAAUUGUUAUGAAGAAAAAAUUAACAUAAUCCUUUUUAAUGGCAAAAAGUUUCUACAGUGGUCAAGUGCAUCUGGUAUCAGACAAUAUAGCAUUAACAGAAUUUUUUGAGCAUUUCUUGGAUUUUCAUAUAAAACUCAAAUAUUAACAUUAUUUGUCUCAAACUGCACACAAAAAUGUCUGUAAAAGAAUCAUGCCAUCAAUGGUAUCUUUUUAAAGUUGUAUUGCAUACUCCACAAAAUUAUUAAAAAAUAAAUAUUUAUCGGUUUUAAUCUCAA
Molecule: messenger RNA, 3624 nt
Organism: Erpetoichthys calabaricus (reedfish)
Lineage: Eukaryota; Metazoa; Chordata; Cladistia; Polypteriformes; Polypteridae
Gene: rwdd4
Product: RWD domain containing 4
Exons: 7
Coding region: 182-727 (181 amino acids)
Molecular function (GO): protein binding
Source: RefSeq, a predicted model, not a curated record